GAGUCCUGGGAGUGGGCGUGGCGCGGUCACCUGGAGGAGGAGUGUCAUGCCGGCGCUGCUGCUGCUCCUGGCCGCGGCCGCCGUCUGCUGCUCCUGCUGCGGGCUCGCGCUGCUGCUCCGCCGGCUCCCGGGCUGCUCCUGCCUCCCGCGGGCACUCAUGGCCCGCACCGAGAAGCCGUUCUUCAGGAUCGCGUAUGGCUUGUACACCCGCACCAGACUUGGCUAUCUGUUCUACAAGAGACAGCUGAAGAAGGCCCGAGAGCGCUACCCUCAGGGGCACUCGUCCACCCAAGCCAUAGUGUUUAGUGGUGUUAAAGUGGUGCCCAUCCCUGUACUGUCUGAUAACUACAGCUACCUGGUCAUCGACACGACAUCUAACCUGGCGGUGGCAGUGGACCCGUCUGACCCCAUUGCUGUACAGAACUACGUGGAGCGGGAAGGCGUGAUGCUGGAAGCCAUCUUGUGUACACAUAAACACUGGGAUCACAGCGGGGGCAAUAAAGCUCUGAAGAAGCUGUACCGAACCUGCCGGGUGUACGGGAAUUCCUGUGACGACAUUCCAGAACUGACGCACCCUCUGUCUGACAGGGACCAGCUGACGAUCGGGCGGCUGCAGUUUCAGGCGUUCUUCACUCCGGGUCACACCGUUGGUCACAUGAUUUACGUGCUGGAUGGGAAAUCUGGAGACGGGCCGGAUUGUCUGUUCUCUGGGGACCUCCUCUUCCUCGCCGGCUGCGGGAGAAUGUUCGAGGGCUCGGCGGGCACCAUGCUGGCAUCUCUGGAUACUGUGGCCUCUCUGAAUGACAGCACGUUGCUCUGGCCUGGUCAUGAGUACGCUGCAGACAACCUCAUGUUUGCCGCCGUGGUGGAGCCUGAUAACGCGGUGCGGGACAAGAAGUUCCAGUGGGUGGUUCAGCAGAGAUUGGAGAAGAAAUGCACGUGUCCGUCGACCCUCGGAGAAGAGAAGGAGUACAACCCCUUCCUGCGCACUCACUGUAGGGACUUGCAUGUGGCCCUCGACCUCCAGCGAGGAGCUGCCGAGGAGUGGAGUCGUUUCCGUUCUCGGGUCCUAGAAGAAGUUCGAAGGAGGAAAGACCUAUUUAAAGGCAGAUAAUCACCUGACUUCCCCGCUGGGAAAAUGGACCGCGAACUGGAAACUGUGCGUCUGGAGGAUCGGAUUUCACUUUGUCCCCUAAUAAUCCCAUCUGUCCGUAGAAAGGAGGAUUGAGACCGCGACUGCGCAAGACUAAAACCUCGGCAGAUCUUCACAUUUGUGUAUUAGUAGUUUUUUGGUUUGUUUGUUUUGGCACAGAUCAGUAGUGUAUUAUUUUCUAGGAAGAAACACUAAGACUUGGGUGGUGCAGAGGACUGUGGGAUGCGGCGCUGGCGUGAUGCCUGCACGUGUAAUGGAUGUACGGCAGUGUCCGCAUCCUCCACCAUAUGUGACCGAAGUGGCUUCUUCAGGACACUAAAGAGAGAGAAGGAACCUGGAUCCUCUUGGAAGGGCGUGCCUAGCGCUACGGCUGCCCCUGGUGUAGAAUUUUAGUAUAUUUUGACACCCAGUAAAGUAGAUAAUUCUAUAUUGUAAUAUACAUUACUUUAAAUAUCCCCCCUGCCACAUAAAGAGGACCUCUCCCCUGACAUGUCUGUUUUAAUAGCUUCAUGCAUUCCCCAUGUAAUAACAAUUCCGGAGCCUCUAUUCUUACGU
Molecule: messenger RNA, 1708 nt
Organism: Bufo bufo (common toad)
Lineage: Eukaryota; Metazoa; Chordata; Amphibia; Anura; Bufonidae
Product: probable hydrolase PNKD
Exons: 9
Coding region: 47-1114 (355 amino acids)
Cellular component (GO): mitochondrion
Molecular function (GO): hydroxyacylglutathione hydrolase activity
Source: RefSeq, a predicted model, not a curated record